Solanum pennellii is the source of this 1591-nucleotide messenger RNA. RefSeq names its product protein APEM9. Bases 174 to 1223 code for a protein of 349 amino acids. The transcript is spliced from 7 exons. The record is from RefSeq and is a predicted model, not a curated record. Lineage: Eukaryota; Viridiplantae; Streptophyta; Magnoliopsida; Solanales; Solanaceae. Gene Ontology annotation, biological process: peroxisomal membrane transport.
GUCAUACCAUUUGAGAUGGCACUCCCAACAAAUAUACAAACAUCUUUGUCGUGGCACCUACCUUACGAAACAAUAAACCUCUUAUCGCCUUCUUCCUUCCUCCGAUCACCGAUCACCGAACAAACAACAUCUGCCCCAAACCAGACGCUUGAUUACCUGGAAGAGAGUUGUCUAUGGAGGGUGCACCAUCUUUUCUGACUUGGGAUGAAAUUGAGCUUUCAGAGAGUUAUCUGGUGUGUUGUAUGUUCCAAGAAGCAGCAACUUUGUCUUCCUCAAUUAUUGAGCAAUUAAUUGAGAAAAAUGGUAAAAUGAAUGAAGACAAUUGCGAAUUGGGUGAUAUGUUGGAAUCAGCUGCCAUGAUUUUGGUGCAGUCCUACACAGAGCUGGGGAGGACAUCAGAAAUACUGAAGCAGCUGAAAAUGCUAUUUGGUUCAGUCACUGCUAUUCCUGCCCAAGUUUUCCUUACUGGGGUGUGUCUCCAGAUACCAGAUGGCCCUUCUGCUGAAGUUCAAGAAAUUCUAGAGGAAUUCCUUACGAAGUGGAGAUAUGUUGAUGGAAAGUAUUAUACUGGUGCAAGCAUGGAAGAAUUUAGCAAUCAGAUUUCCCUUGGAGUUGAUAAGUACCUGGAAAUUGUUGAGCUCUAUGUGAUAACCUUUUUGGGGAGGAUUCUAGGAAAUUUGGAUCUUGCUAUCUCUUGGGUUGAGAAAUCCCCUCUACCUGAGGAGAAGAGGCAGGACCUUUUGAGGCAGUUGCACUCCAUGAAUACUUUAAAGCUGGUCAGCACUUCACAGUCCUCAGCUUUACCACUCCAAAUAGAUGAAUGCACAACUGAUUCCACUUCCCUGAUUGAAGAAAAAUCAUGCAAUGGAACAGCAAAUAUUUUGGAACACAGAGACCAGUCUAAGGGAGAGAACACCAAGAAACAAUCAAUUCUGGAGUUCCCUAGACGGAGAACUCCAUUGUGGUGGUUUCGUACAGUCACUUUGAAGUUUGGAAGUAGUCGCUUGGUCUUAUCAAAUGGAAGUAUCUCUCUUGGUUUUUUGGCGGCACUUGUUUACUAUAUCGUGCGGAGAAAACAAGCCUCUUUAUGGAGUGUUCUUAAGAGACAAGCUUCAUCUACGAAGAAAGCUUUGGUUGACUUCUGGCAACUUGCAUUCUCUUAUCAAGUGAAUCCUCUUGCUGCUGUUCAACCACUCCCGCCUGCUACACUUGGAAGCCGGUGAUGCUUAAUUUUGUUCGUCAUAGUUGCUCAAAACCAGAGGCGUUGUAGAUGAAUAAAAGAUCACUGAAGAUAUUGCUGCUAUCAUCUUAAGUUGGAGCGGAACAUCCAGAAAUACAAUAUAAAUCACUUACUUCAAGAUCACAUUCUUUGCCAAUAGAGUGCUUCUUUCAUAACUUUGUCUUGCCUAUAUUCUAUGGCAUUAAUUUAUUCUCUUAGCAAAGAGGAAGUCUCAGAUUUCUCAAUGUUAAAUUUCAUGCAGUGGUAGUGUGGUACCUUCAAUUUAUGUCGAGUUUUUAACUGUUGAACAUCACUCUGAAGUUCUUUUUCGUUCAUUGAAUGAAAAUUUAAGCUGAAGAUUUCGAAUGUGCA